Molecule: messenger RNA, 1891 nt
Organism: Blastomyces gilchristii SLH14081
Lineage: Eukaryota; Fungi; Ascomycota; Eurotiomycetes; Onygenales; Ajellomycetaceae
Product: aromatic ring-opening dioxygenase LigB subunit
Exons: 3
Coding region: 632-1582 (316 amino acids)
Molecular function (GO): ferrous iron binding; zinc ion binding; oxidoreductase activity, acting on single donors with incorporation of molecular oxygen
Source: RefSeq, a predicted model, not a curated record
UUUUCUUUUCCUUUCCCUUCCAACCAGAUGAUAUAUUCAAGAUGUUCGAGCCCGACUCCCUCACUUCGGUUAGAGGAGAAUAAUGGUGUUGGCCCCAGCACGGAAUUAAUGGCGGUGUUACACUAUUAAUAAUGUUGGAGAAGAUGGUUGGUUAUAUUUAAGAAGGAAUCUAGCAGCUACGUGGUCUUUGUUUAUAGGAUUCAGCGAACGCCCUUGAAUCACUUUGGGGUGGCGGGCGACAGCAGUCAGGCCUCUAGGAGAUCCCAUCGGGGAUCCAACACCCCCCCCCGGCCCAACCUUGGAACUAUACCUGCCAUAGAAAGAGAGAAUAAAAUUAGAAUAGAGAUAUAGGUAUUGGUAUUCUAUGCAUAGCGCAUGCCCAACAUCGAACCUCCCGCUCUAUCCCUCUUCAGCGUUGUCCUCCUUCUCGGACUCCUGAUAUCAUAAGUUACAUCGCCCUGUCUCCCUCAUUUCUUACCGCUCCGACGGCACCCUGUGGACGAGGUGGGGGGACCCCGUGGCACAUUUUGAUACCCCCUCGCUUCUACGGGGGGUAAAGAGCUCUUUUGCGAUAGCAGAAAGCAAGAAGAUUGGAGUGGAUAGAGAGAGGAGCCGUGCUGUUGAGGUCACAAUGUCGCCGUUAGAGAGGACGCCGGUUUAUUUCCUGAGUCAUGGAGGGCCAAACAUCAUGUACGACCAUGAUCAUCCAGCCCAUCGCAAGCUGCAGGAAAUCGGGCGGGAAAUCACUAGCAAGGUGAAGCCUCUUGCCGUGGUCGUUUUUUCCGCCCACUGGCAAGCGUUAAGAGAUACAGUCGAGGUGAACAAUGCUGAGAUCACUGAGCUGAUAUAUGACUUCUAUGGAUUCCCCAGCCAUUAUUAUGAAGAGAAAUUCCCCAACGUGGGGAGUAGGGAGAUCGCGCAGAAAGUGAUAGACGCAAUUCGGGGAGCAGGGAUGAAAGCGGAGGGAGUGAAGAGAGGACUGGAUCAUGGUGUUUGGGCUAGUUUUAAAUGCGGUAUGUCCUCAAUAGUCAACCCCCUUUCCAGCCACGGUUUAGGGUAUUGUACGGAGUACUACCUUGGUGAAAAAUUGAGCACUAAAACAAUGAAAAUAUUGAUCCAUUUUUUUUUAGCAUUCAACACUGACCAAAACCCCCUGAACGUUCCCAUCGUCCAAGUCUCCCUUUUCAAAACCGAAGACCCCAUCCAGCACUACCGCCUGGGCCAAGCCGUCGCCAAACUCCGCGAGGAGAACAUCCAGAUCAUCGUCUCUGGAAUGGCAGUGCACAACCUGCGAGACCUCCGGUUAACGUACGGAGAUUCUAAGCCAAUGCCGUACACGACUAGUUUUGACGAAGCGCUCAAGGACGCUGUCACCACGCCACCGGCGCAGAGGGAGAAGGCAUUGGUUGAUCUGUUGAAGCGCGCGGAUGCGCGGCAGGCCCACCCCACGUUUGACCAUUUGUUGCCCAUCCAUGUGGGAGCGGGAGCUGCGGGGGAAGAUGUUGGGAAGCGGCUGUGGACUCUGGAGGAGGGCAGCAUGAGUUGGGCGCAGUUUAGGUUUGGGGAGGUUGGCGCGGACUGAAAGAGAUUUGGAUUUUUGGAUGAUGUAUUCUUAUUCUAGCUUUUCCUUCAUCUUUUGUUUUCUUUGUGGAGUGGGACGGGGGAGGUAUCUUUCCCCUUCCACCCCCAACUGGUCUCGGUUUCUCAGUGCGUAUAGCAUGCUUUUUGAAUGUUGGAUAAUAAAGGCAUCGUAUCUUUCUUGGAUGUGGAAGGAGCCAUUGUUCUAUUUUGAGUCGUGUAUAUAUAUGUACAGAAACAGCGGAAAAGGAAGAUAAAUCAUGGCGCGCGGACUAUAUUGAGUCCUUCACCAAAGCUGUAACUUUCUCCUCAA